AUGGCUUCAACACUGUUACUGGUUGUGGUUUUUGUGAUUGAUGUAAUAGCUUUUGCACUUGCUGUUGCUGCUGAGAAGAAAAGGGGCACUCUGACAAUAACUAAGGGCGGACGUGAUGGGGCAACUAAUUGUCUGUAUUUAUCAGAUACUGGAACUGGCUUUCGUGUGGGUUCGUUCUUAUUCCUUUCGGCUAGUCAGCUCCUUAUAAUGGUGGCUAGUCGAUGUUUAUGCUGUGGGAAGGCACUACAAAAAGGAAAAUCAAGAAAAUGGGCUAUUAUCUUAUUUAUAAUCUGCUG
Molecule: messenger RNA, 296 nt
Organism: Nicotiana tabacum (common tobacco)
Lineage: Eukaryota; Viridiplantae; Streptophyta; Magnoliopsida; Solanales; Solanaceae
Source: RefSeq, a predicted model, not a curated record